Musa acuminata subsp. malaccensis (wild Malaysian banana) is the source of this 1190-nucleotide messenger RNA. The record is from RefSeq and is a predicted model, not a curated record. Lineage: Eukaryota; Viridiplantae; Streptophyta; Magnoliopsida; Zingiberales; Musaceae.
UGGAGUUUGUUUGGAGCAACAACAAACUACGAAUCAUGGCAAUGUCUUCCUCGAUGCCUCUUCUCCUUCCCCCAUCUCCACUGCCUACACUCUUCAUCAUACUCGUCCUACCUCUCUCUUUACUGCUGCUUCGUCUGGCACUCCAAAGAAACCUGCGUGCAAGGACCCAUGACAUGCCCCCUUCCCCGCCCAAGCUUCCCUUCGUAGGCAACUUCCAUCAACUCGGCUCGCUCCCUCACCGCUCCCUCCACGCCCUGUCGCAGAAGCAUGGCCCCCUCAUGCUGCUGCGCUUGGGUCAGGUGCCAACCCUCGUGGUCUCGUCGCCGGAUGGCGCCCGAGAUGUCAUGCGCAACCACGAUCAAGUCUUUGCCAGCCGGCCUGCUCUAAAGCCGGCCAAAGUCCUCUUCGACGGGACGACGGACUUGGCGUUAGCGCCCUACGGUGACUCCUGGAGGCAGCUUAGGAAGAUCUGCGCCUUCCACCUCUUGAGCUCCAUAAGAGUUCAGUCUUAUCGACUCAUUAGGCAGGAGGAAGUGGGUUUCAUGAUCCGUAAGAUCUCCUCUCAAGCUUCGCCGACGACGAGCGUCGACAUGUCUGAGAUCUUUUACUCCUUCGCCAACGAUAUGUUAUGUCGAGUUGUUUCGGGGAAGUUCAACAGAGAAGACGGGAGGAACGUGCUGUUAGGCGAGCUUAUCCGGGAGUUUUCGGUGCUACUGGGCAAGUUCUACGUGGGGGACUACUUCCCAUGGCUGGGUUGGCUGGAUGUAUUGUUUGGCUCUAUGGAGAGAGUCAACAAGUCCAAGAAGAGAUGGGAUGAUUUGCUUGAUGGGGUGAUCCAAGAACACGAAGAUCGAUCAGCAGCUGAAGGUGAUGAUGGCGAGAAGGACUUCGUGGAUGUUCUGCUCUCUCUUCGGGAGGAUCCAGGAGGGAAUCAUGCUCUCCUGACUCCACAAACCAUAAAGGCACUUCUGAUGGAUAUAUUCAGUGGUGGUACCGAGACAUCGUACGUAACCUUGGAGUGCGCCAUGGCGGAGCUCGUCCGGAGUCCAAGAGUGAUGGCAAAAUUACAACACCAAGUGCGAGGGAUAGCGAGCAGAACAAAAGGAACGGUGAAAGAGGAGGAUUUGGACGAGAUGGCCUACCUGAAAGCCAUCAUCAAGGAAGUAUUACGUCUGUACCCGCCGGCCCCG